Molecule: messenger RNA, 3078 nt
Organism: Achroia grisella
Lineage: Eukaryota; Metazoa; Arthropoda; Insecta; Lepidoptera; Pyralidae
Product: homeobox protein aristaless-like
Exons: 5
Coding region: 405-1493 (362 amino acids)
Biological process (GO): regulation of transcription by RNA polymerase II
Molecular function (GO): RNA polymerase II transcription regulatory region sequence-specific DNA binding; DNA-binding transcription factor activity, RNA polymerase II-specific
Source: RefSeq, a predicted model, not a curated record
CGCGGAGUUACUGCGCGUUUUAGCGCUACUGACGCGAAUUCGCAUAUUGCAAAGCCGACGGUAAACCCAACGUGCUUCCGUGACGGAACAGGAUAUUUCUAUUAUUAUUUAUAUAGAUGACGUAAUUAUUGAGUGACUUACAUUAUGGACUAUUAAAAUUAAACAAAUUAAAAAAGAUAUAAUUUUCAGAAGUAUCUAAUUGGUAUUGCAAAACGGAUUAUGCAAUGUUAUUGUACUGGCACUUCAUAAGAAAUAACUGGUGAUAAAUAACAGUGACUCGAAUUUAAAAUGCGUUCCAUUUUUGACGUAACUAUCGAACUGUCAAGGUAUGAGUAAAAUGUCAAACGUAAACAAAAACGCUGUUCCAAAUUUGAAAUUGUUCAGUGAUUGUAAUCAAUUAGAAAAUGGACCUUACGACACGGCGUGGGGAAGCAGACGCAACUGUUCCACCGGAUUCGGUGCAUUUGAACGGAGCGGCGCAGAUGUGCCGGGAACUAGUGAAUGGAACGGACAGCGGGUAUGACGUCACGGGGGUAACCACGGAAGUGACAACAUCAAGAAAGAUAAAUUCGUUCAGCAUAAGGAAUUUGGUUGGUGGUGACGAUUCGGAGCGGUCAGCCGACGGCAGCGCGAAUGCUAAUGAUGACUACUUCACUCACGAGCAUCCGUACCAAAAAUACUCCAGUAUGGGCAUCUCGGAGCCGCCGAAAGAUGACUCGCCCAGAACAACUCCUGAGUUAACAAGAGCAGACCAGUCCCCAGCGUCAGAACGACCACCGCCGGGAUCGGCGGACAGUGACGACGCUGAUGACUUUGCGCCAAAAAGAAAGCAACGGCGAUAUAGAACCACGUUCACCAGCUUCCAACUAGAAGAAUUGGAGAAGGCGUUUUCAAGAACACAUUACCCUGAUGUAUUUACCAGAGAAGAACUUGCGAUGAAAAUUGGAUUAACUGAAGCUAGAAUACAGGUGUGGUUUCAAAACCGGCGUGCGAAGUGGCGCAAGCAAGAAAAGGUUGGACCACAGGCUCACCCUUACAACCCUUACCUGGCAGCGGGAGGCGCGGCUCCCCCGCCAUCUGUAGUUGCGUCUAUGCCUAAUCCGUUCUCACAACUUGGGUUCGGAUUUCGGAAGCCUUUUGAUGCAAACGCCUUAGCAUCUUUCAGGUACGCAGGCGCGCCAGUCCUAGGGGCGCAGUACCUCGGAGCGCCACUGCCUCGGCCGCCUCUCUUCAGUGCACCGCUAUAUUCCACGCCGCCACCCUUUCACUCGCUUCUCGCGGGGCUCGCAGCGCCCCCAAGACAAUCUCCGGAUCCGCCCCCAGUCUCUCCCCCUAUAUCUCCAGGGAGCGAAUCACCCCCAAGUGGCCAGUCGUCAGUUCCAGAAGUUGAGAGACGAAGUUCCAGUAUUGCAGCUCUUCGAAUGGCUGCAAGAGAGCACGAAUUAAGGCUAGAGAUACUACGGCAACGGCAUCACAGCGACUUGAUUAGUUGAGUUUUGAAGGGUUGGACUCCAGUGUAAUACUUACAGUACCCAGUUUAGGUACGAAACGUAAACUCUCAAGUUUAUAAAGCCUUGUAAGAUAACUAUUAGUAAAUAGUAGAUUUUAUAUGACAAAGUAUGUCAGGAUUUGUCAGGAUUUUGUUAUUUAUUAAAAAUAUGUAGUAAAUGGGUAUUACCACAACGAUUUCAAAGGUACAUUUCUGCGCGUCAGUUUCUUUAAUGCAAUUAUAAAAUGACUUAUAUGGAAUAAUUGUAUUGUACAUAAGUCUACUAUGAUUUAUUGUAUCAAGUUUUAUAAUAUCAAAGAUAGUUCCAUACACGUAAGUGUAGAUUUUUACCUUAUCUUUGAUAUCAUUGUACAGGCCAAUAAAUGACACAAAAAUCCAGGAUAAUAUUGGGUGCGAUGUAAUUUAGAUGCGAUGAGGUAAAAUCGAAACAGCGGGCACACUGACAAAUCGGCCCUGAUUUAACUACACAUGAGGCGACAGGAAACAAUCCUAUGCUCCCCACAACUGCUGCCAUAUUGCUCCUGAUUUUAAUGUCACGUGUAGCCCGUUUUAUCGACAAUAUGUAUGUAACAAUCGGUUCAAAAUCCUGAAUGUACUGUAGUUUAAAUAAAUAGUAUAGUAAUUUCAUUCCGUCCAAUUAAUAGGCCUUAUUGACUUAUUGUUAUUUAUUGUAGCUUUAAGACUAUGUACUUAAUUUUAAAUUCAAUUGUGACUUAAUAAAGUAAAUGUGCUACACACAGUUAUGUACCUCGAGGGUGCUUUUUCUAUAUUCAAAUAUGCAUCGAGCACAAAAUAUGCUGACUAUGAAGUGAUAUGCGAGCGGUUUAUAUUUGUGUAGAGGAGUGUAUGAUAAAUAGACAAUAAAUUUACUGUUGUAUCUCUGGUAAAGUGUCUUAUAAAUAUUUUGUUAUUCAUUCAGAUACUCCCGUUCUUGUUAGUAUCGAAAUAAGAAUAUAGAGUUUUAUAAAAUGUUAUGACCAAUUUAAUACUGAAUGAGGAAAUUGUAAAAUAGGUCAUUGCAAUUUGUACUUUCUUGUUUUCCAUUCUACUUAUAAAUUAUUCAAAUAAAUAUUAUUGAUUUUAUAAUUGGUUAUUAUAACUUUGUUGCUUUAGAUAUAAAACACUAUUUGUCCUACAAAAAUGUAUUUGAGUUGCACCAAAGAAAGCAUCAUAAUAUUUCAAUAAUACCAAGAUUUUAGAUAGAGGGAAAUCAAUAUCAAUGCCUUUCACAUAUCUUUAAAAUGUUUUCUUAUUUAUAUGUUAAUGUGUAUUGACCCUUUUGAUACAUUAUAUACUUGAACAUAUCAUUUCAUUAUAAUAAUUUAUAAUUAUAAUAUCUCAGUAUAAUUUACACAGCGCCAUCUAAUUUCAAGCCUACUGGUAAUCAUUCCUGAAAAAAUAAUGUAAUUAGGUGUAUUACCUUAAGAUAUUGUAAACCUAAUGUAAUAUUCCUUUCUGAAAUAUAAAAUACUUCAAUUGAAUCUUGUUGACUGUGUAUUACUAAUAUACAAAUUUUGUUUGUUAAUGUGUGAAAAUAAUUGUCUUUACUAUUUCAACGAAACUAUUAA